AUGCCAGUGCGUGUACUCUGUCUUCACGGGCAAGGAGUGAACUCAGCCGUCUUCCAGAAACAGACACAGAGCCUACGCGAGAUGCUGCCUGCAGAUUACGAUUUCCGUUUCUUCGACGGCAAAUACGAAUGCGAACCGGCGGAGGAAGUGCGCGAUUACUACCAGCCCCCGUAUCUUACUUGGUACAACACCCCGACCGUGGAGAAAGUCAAGGACGCGCAUGAGCAAAUCCGGCAGAUCAUCGAGAGCCACGGCCCCUUUGAUGCAGUCAUGGGCUUCAGCCAGGGCGCUGCUGUAGCAGCCUCUCUACUGUUGCACGAGGAGCUAGAAUCGAAGCCACUGUCCUUCAAAGCCGCAAUAUUCAUCGGCUCGCCCAUACCAUUUGCCAGAACUACGCAAGUGGGCAUUGAUGCGCGCUCUUACUUUGGCGUUCCCAACACGCUUCCAAAUGCGCACGCUCGCCCGAGCCGCAUACCACCCCACUUGCUGACGGACCCUGCGUAUUUGCGCAAUCCCGCGCAGCUGGAGCGAGUUUCGUGCGAUAACGUGCAAUAUCAGAUGUUUCACCCCAUGGCUGACGAGGUGCGCAUCACGUUGCCGACGGGACAUGUCAUGGGUAUGCAGGAUAAAUGGUUGUGCCACAGUAAGGAUUUGGUUGGGCUGUGUCAGGAGGAUUGCAGGGUGGUAUUGCAGCACCACGGUGGGCAUGAGGUACCUAGGGCUUACACGGAAGAGAUUUGUGAUGUUGUUGAGACGGUGUUCGGAGGACUGCUGUAG
Molecule: messenger RNA, 777 nt
Organism: Alternaria arbusti
Lineage: Eukaryota; Fungi; Ascomycota; Dothideomycetes; Pleosporales; Pleosporaceae
Exons: 2
Coding region: 1-777 (258 amino acids)
Cellular component (GO): cytoplasm; nucleus
Source: RefSeq, a predicted model, not a curated record